This is a messenger RNA of Owenia fusiformis, 3752 nucleotides long. Lineage: Eukaryota; Metazoa; Annelida; Polychaeta; Sabellida; Oweniidae. The record is from the annotation of a GenBank genome assembly.
UUUCCAGUUAUCCGGAGUGAAAGUUGUGUCAGAAUUUUCAGACUGCUGGUUAGAUCGUCUAUAAAUCAUGUCCACUCCAGAUAUUUCCCCUUCCAGCAGUCCUGCAUCUACAAGUGGUACAUACCCUCCAAAAUUUGGGACAGUUAUCCCAAAUAGGAUAUUUGUAGGAGGAAUACCCCCAAACACCACUGAACAAGAUCUGAAACAGUAUUUCUCAAGCUUCGGGGCAGUUAAAGAUUCCAAAAUAAUAGCUGAUAGAGCAGGUGUAUCAAAGGGCUAUGGUUUCAUCACUUUUGAAACUCAGGAGGAUGCUGAGAAGAUAAUAAAGAAAGAGGGGGACAACCUCAUAUUUAAGGACAGAAAACUAAACAUUGGAACAGCUGUUAGGAAACAGCAAAGUUUUCCUCGAUAUGACCCCACUUUAAGUCCUGGUGUGAUGGUUGCUAAUGGGGUCCCUUACACUUACCAGAAUGGUAUGGCCAUAUUCCACUCACCGGAUGGUGGUUAUCCAGUUGCACAACCUCAGACAGCCCACUACGUGAUGCAAGCUGCAGGCCUACAGGGUGUUCCACAAAUGUAUCUCCCUCAGUCCCCAUAUCAAACUCAGACUGCUGGUACGGCCCCUCAGUGGCCCGUAGCCCCACAGACUGCAUCGACCCAGUGGAGAUGGGCCCCACAGAGUCCUCCAAUGGCCCAGAACCCAUACAUCUACCAACAGUUGCCAACUAUCCCCCAGGAGAUGGCAAUGCAGAUGGCGUAUGCACCACCCCAGCAAUACGGCCAUACCCCCCAGGAAAUGGAGGCUGCUAUGAUGGAGGCUACCCCACAAGAGGGCAGUAUGGAACGGUCUACCCCACAUCAUGUUAGUGUUAGCAUCACGGGGGAUAACAACAGAAAGCCACCACUGAUGCCCAACACUCCAAGCUCUGUAGUUGGUGUCAGUCUCCAGCAAGCCACUUCUACUUGCCGUCCUGUCACCUUCAUACAGGCCCCACUCAACCAUCAGCCAACCACCACUAUACUAACCAAACCUGUGCCCCGCUUUGUCACCAAGAAUGUCAAUGGUACCCUGAUCAAUGUGCUAGCUAAGCCUGGAGAAUGCACCCAGGCUCUAAUGUCCCCACAGAGUCCCGAGUCCUGCCUCCGCAAUGCUGGCAAUCCUCUCACGCCUCCACCCACCCCUGAAUGCUGCAUAAAUCGCCACUGAGCCAGCAUGUGUUUCUCUUUGUAGCCUAGUUCUAGUGUCGCGUAGUUCUAGUGUAGAGAUAUUAACUGUACUUAUAAUAAAACGUUAGAAAGCAUGGAUCUCCAAAGGGUGGUGGACAUAGACUAUUGGAUGCACUCACUGUAAAACACUAUUUAAUAAUUAAAAGUUGAAGUCAAACGUGUGUACUUUCCAGUUGAAUUUGCUGAGGCGUUUGUAACUUUUGUAUACAUUUUGUUCUUAUAGUUGUUUAUGAAUAUCUGAUAUAUAUAUCUUGGUAAAAUGUAGUUGACUUUCGAUACUAUUUAUUAUUUGUACGCCUAAUAUAUUGUUAAAAGCAUAAAUUAAUGACAAAUAUUUAUGGAAAGUAAGAAAGGAUAGAGGGAGUUAGUGGUAGCUUUCUAAAGACACUGCAGAAUCUGAAGCCUGAAAGGCACUGUACAAAAUAACUAAAAACCAUAAAAAUAUGAAAAAGCCAAAAAAACAAAGACAAUGUAAGUGUAUAUAGUGCCAAGGUCCUUCUAGGCAAUUUAUUACGGGUGAUCUUUUAACAACGUAAUAUUUUAGUGUCUGCAAUGGCCAGAGAGUAUGAAAAAACGGUAGAUUUUAACAACUACAAAGCAUGGAGAGAAAUAGCAUCCUGUGAUAUUCUACCAAUAAUUCUGCUGAAUUUUAAACUGACUAGGAGGACCUGUAAAACCCCUGCCACAGCUGAAUAUUUAAUCCAACCAGAACGUAUGUCUCGUCUGUAUAUUUUAUAUAAAAAUUGAUGUGGCAGGGGUUAUUGAGAUAAACUACUGAUCAAAGUGCGACUGCUAAAUAAAAACUGCUGAGUAUGUAGUUAACCAUGUAAACAUACAACUCCAUCUACAAUUGUAGAAAUAUGAAACUAAAAUGUACAUCUUUAUUUGUAGGUGUAAAACCACUUUGGAAUGCCAAUUUUUAUUGUAAAUGAAUUAAACCAAUUGUCUGUUGAACUUUGACUUGUUAAAGGUGCUCUGUUAACGUAUACAAUAUUUUUGUUAUCGGUUGAUGAUACAUUGUUGAAAAUACAUUAGUAUCUGUUGUUAUGUUGCCAAAAUAUUCAAAUAAUGUCAAUCAUUGUUGUUAAAAACUUGUCAGUGUUAAUGCGUGGUGCUUCAAUCAUAAAUAUGCAAUCAAAUUUGUUUGUUAAAUUAUCAAUUUUGUUAGUCUCAAAUAUUUUGAUACAGUAUUAGGUUAAAUUGAAACUGCAAUAAUGUAAAGGAUGCCAAUGGUUACAAGUGCCUUAAAAAGGGAGGUUUAAUAGAAGUCGCACUCAAGGUGUAUUAUAUUUUCAUAUAUAUAUCUGUACAUACAUAGCAUGUAAGGUAUAUUCAGCCAUAAUCAGUAAAGUAAAUGUGCUUGUCUUGUCCAAAAUGUUCACAUUACAUGGCAUAAGAUAUAGUCCCACCUCACAUAUCUAUCUAACAUUUUAACCCCUAAAAACAGCUAACUAGGUGUGUUAAGCUCUCAACAAGUUAUCUAAUGAAAACGUUGCAAUUUUUUGUGAGAACUCAUCUGUUCAAAGCCUCAUGUUUUAUGCCAUGUAGUUGAGAAUGUACUUUAGUAGACCAGCAGCUUAUAUUUUGUUGUAUGUAAUUCUACAUGUUGAUCAUUAUAUGUAAAAUAUUUUGUACAUAGAGAAUACUUUAUGAAAGAAUCACUGUGGAUGUAUUUGUUCUGGUUGCCAUGGUGUUCCUUUCUGGUGCAGUUUUGAACAGAAGUCUGUUACUAUAGUUUGUAUACCCAUUGAGCAACAUGGGAAUGGAAGAGAAUGCCUCAAGGUUACAGCCAAGCAAACAUAUCCACAUAUUGUAGUUGAAGAAUGAAGCAAUAUGGGUAGUCAUAUCUUAAGUCUAUCAUAUUAAGAAAAAAAGAUGGGCAUCAUUGAUUGCGAUGCCAUCUAUGUAUAAAAUUGCAAGUUAUAAGACUCUUUGAUCAGGUAGCAUAUAAAAUAUUUCUGUGAUAUGACUUUUCAGUUUGCUCUAUCGGCUACAACAUGAAACCUCUAAUAUAUAAUAAUGAUCGGUAAUUGAGAAGUAAUUUAUAUUAAGUAAUUUAAUUAUCUUCAUUUAUACAUUAUCCUAUCUAUAUACAAAUCAAAUUUUUACUGUUUAGGUUCAGAUCUUUUAGCAUAUGUUUGUAAUUUUGUUCACUGGACAUUGUUCCACAAUUAUAUUAUUAUUUCACUAUGAUCUAUUUUAGCUGAUUGUCAUUAACUUAAUUUUUGUAUAAUUUCAUAAUAGAAUUAAACUUUUAAGAAAUGGUAGUUUUAGAGCUGGGUAUUGUAUUGAAGAUCUUCCAAGUGAAUUGUGACAAAUGAAGUGCCACAACUUGGUAGACCUUAAUAACUUAUCGACCAGUCUCUGUAGUACAUUUUAAAGAAGCAGUGUGAACAAUGUCUGUCUGUCGUCUGUAUUUGUCUGUAAAAAUCAAAAGAAACAUUAGUUAAGGAUCUGUGUAUAGUUAAGGUAUGUAUUGUCCUGUCAAGCUCGGAUAAACAUAAAUAAAUCUAUGUCUAACUGUA